Messenger RNA from Vanessa tameamea, 7896 nucleotides. RefSeq lists its product as uncharacterized. The record is from RefSeq and is a predicted model, not a curated record. NCBI's taxonomy places the organism in Eukaryota, Metazoa, Arthropoda, Insecta, Lepidoptera, Nymphalidae. Bases 256 to 5787 code for a protein of 1843 amino acids. The transcript has 17 exons.
CCCGCACUGUGGGCCGCACGCUCGUCGUUGCCGCCGUGUGUCGCUAUUUUCGCGGCGACAUUCGGACCGCGCCCGGGCCGCGAUUGUUUGCGGGGUGUGGUCUUGUGUUGCUGUGCUGUGCGAAAGCUAAUGCGGUGAGUUGUGCGGAGAAUGCACCCCGUGAGACCCGUAGGGCUCCGGCCGGUGCGUUCGGGCUGCUAGCGGCCGCGGCAUGGCGCGCCGCGCCGCCCGCGCCCGCGCCUCCUCACUCGAACCAUGAGCGACCUGCAGGCCACCUUCGAGUUCUCCGUGGAACUUUACAAGUUCUACAAUGUCGAUCUCUUUCAGAGAGGACUAUACCAAGUACGUGUGGGACUACGCGUGUCACCUAAGGUACCGGUACACAUCGAGGCGACGGUGUCGAGCGGUAAUGGCGCCGCAAGGACCGGCAGGCCUGCUGCUAAUGCAUCUCUCAUCGGAGGCCUCGCUGCUUCUCGAGCCUUCCAGAUUAUGUAUAGAAAUGAAGAGGUCACAUUGAGAGACAUCGUGCAUUUUAGAGCGCAUCUACUAGUUGAUAGCCGUAACCUAAAGGAGUCUUUGGAAAGGGCGGAAUGGAGUCUCGGCGUAGAGUUGUGGUGCAGCGAGGGUGCACAAUCGAAUACACUCUCGCCUGUAUCCUGUCGCGUCUUGAAGCUGCAUUUUCAGCCUUCCCAGGGCUUGCACUACCACCUACCAGUGCUGUUCGACUACUUCCACUUAUCCGCGGUUUCCGUUACUAUCCACGCCAGUUUAGUAGCUCUACAUCAGCCUUAUAUCAAGAAAAGCAUCAUGCAUUACGUACAAAGCUGCACCCCUCGUUCUAGCAAACAAUGGGGGAAAUUGAUGAAAAGUGCAGGAUCUAACUUUAACGCUUCGGGAAGCUUAGAGAACAUUCUUUUCGGAUCCAGCGGCAAGUGUGCCGGCGGAAACUCUAGCAAAAUAGCACAUGCCAGACAAGUUCAUGCUGAGGUUUGCGGUAUUCUGCUUGGGUCGCUUGAAGGUUUGCAGAGCGCAUUGAGUGUAUGUGGUUCAACCGGAGUAUUGCUGACUCCUGAAGAAUCGUCAUCUAAUUCUAUUGUUGGUGAAGUUGCGCAGAGAAUAAAAGACUUAAGUGAUUUAGGCAAGAAAUCUGAAGCUGGUGAAGAAGAAGAAUGGGCCAUGGGAGCUGCACACGACAUCGCAAGACUCUGUGCAGAGGUGACGCUCAGAUGGCGCGCUUUUUUGCAUCACACUUCCGACCGGCCGCACGUGCACCACGCCCUCGCCGCAAGACAUCAUGCAUUAAGAAUCAAACGAUUCUCAGAAUGCUUCUUCGUGCUAGACAACCCUCGGCAUUCGCUUGCUGGUUGCUAUGACAGCAACUAUCAGUCGUAUCAAAGUGUGGGAGAAGCGGUUAGACGAUCACGCUACCUCGCGUUACUGCCUCCGCUACCCGUACACUGCAUAGCGCUUGAUGGUGACCCGCAUAUCAUGCCUAUCAUAUUUGAAGACAGGUAUCAAGACACCGCUGAAUUUGCUAGAAGACGUUCAUUUUUGAAUUCUAGCGCAAACAAGUCUGGUAGUGAUCCCUUCCUAUGUUCGGAAGCAACUGGAGAAGACUGUGCUUGCAGUAUUAGUUCAAUGAUGGACUCUAGAAGACCUUCAUCAGAAGCUUCGAGAGUAACCCUUACACUACCCAAAACUAUAAUAGAUGUGCUUGAGCCUCAGUUCAAUAGCCCUAAAGCAAGUACAAGUGUAGUGCAAGCAACAUUAACUUUAGCCCCUCAGAAAUCCGCUAGAGGUUCACCAAAGCGAACUUUGGUUAAACAAAACGUUGUGGAAAUGAGCAAACCGCAUAACAAGCAAUUAGAAUUAACAGGAAGAAACAGGUAUAUUGUACAGAAUAAUCAAAUAAGUGAAAUUCAAUUGCCGCCUAACAAUGUGUUUGCUUCAUGCCCGAUUCAGCAAGGCCAACAAAUGUCUAGAUACUCAGCUUCAACAUUAUUGGACAUAAAUGCUACAAAAAGCAAUGUAAAUGUUUCCCAGCUAGGCAAAGACAGAUCCGAUCCAGAUCAAGUUUUUGUUCAAAAGCAUGAAAUAACAAGUGGUGUCAGCACCCUGCCAGCAAGGCAUAGCAAAUCUUUAGACCAAUUAAGAGUUUCUCAAAUGGCACCUUUAAGUGUACAACCAUUAACAAAGAAUGUUAAAAAUAGUUCUAAUGUAUCAGUUAAUUAUCAAAAGACGUACAAACCGCCGCAACCUAUAAAACCCACAACUCUUCCUAGAAGUGUUACUACUACAUCUUAUCCAACUAGCACGACGACGCGUUGUGGAUCUAAAGGUGAUGACUACAGGAGAAAUAUAAAUGAAUUUAGAGAAAAAUAUAAGAAUCCUUGUAACUCUAAUGUUCAUGGAAACAAUGACGUGUUUCAUGACGUAGGAUUUAAGUACGACGGUACAAUUAAAGGAAAUGCUAACCAAAUAUAUGGUUACGCUUUCGGUAAUCAGGGUAAUAUGCCAGCGAAUAACGUUAUUCGCAAUCCAUUAGAAUUUCAAAGAGGUUAUAGUGUAAAUUUGCCCCGUCCUAUGUUGCCUCCUCGUAAUUCUUAUCCUCCAGUUAGUGGAAAAACACAAGGGACUGAUCAAAGUAACUUAGUUUCUAAUAAACACGUUCAUAGAUCUAACUCUACACAUGUUUUUCAACAAAAUAUGAAUGAUAGCCAACAGAUGGAUAUUGAAGCAACCCGUAAUCAAUUGAGACACGAGCUAAACUAUUAUCUACAGAAAGGUGACUGGAGUUAUGACUUUAAUACUGGUAGUUUAAUACAAAACUACCAGAAGAAAUCUAGCAAGAGUAGUGAUGAUAGUGGGUUUGUAAUGACUUUAGAUAGAAGUAGUGAUGGAACAUCGAAGUCAACUUAUUCAAAAACACCUCCAUCGACACCUCAUUCUAGUUUGCCUUCCGUGAGGCAUAAGAAGAGUCGAUCUAAAGAGUCUAAACUUAACUCGAAUGGUAAAGAAAGCACUAAAAUGAAUUCAAGUCGAGAUUCAUUGAGCAGUCAUCAUUCAAUUAAAUCAAGGGAUAGUAAGACCGAUCGGCAGACACCAAAAUCAGACCGUAGUACACCUAAAUCGGAGAGAAGUACCCCAAAGUCAGGCAAGGGAACUCCAAAGUCCGGUGGUAUAACUCCAAGAUCUGGGCUUGCAACUCCAAAGUCAGGUAGAGCUACCCCUAAAUCAGGAGGAGCUACGCCUAAAAGUGGAAGAUCUAGUGGAAAACCAGAAAAGCGUUCCAAACAUAAAGCAUCGGAAAAAAUGUCUCAGCUUAUGUCAGAAGCUGCUUCUUCUUCUAGUAAUGAAAGCAUACCGUUUGAGCUUAAAAGAUUAGAAUCAUCAACAAGCGUUCCAUAUAGUUUGGAUCAUGGAUCGGAAUUAAGACAUUGUAGAAGUGCUGCAUCUAUUAUAGAGGAGCAUAAUCUAAAUACUACAUUCGGAUCUGAGUCAUUGCCAAAUUUAGCCCCACCACCGGCUUUUGAAUCUCCUCCAUUAGAUAUUACUGAUAAAGAUUUUAAAAUUUUGCCACCGGAUAGUUUUCUUAAUAAAGAAGAUAAACUAAGUAGAAGUUCUACGUCAAGUUUGAGUGAACAAAGUGGCUGGGUUUCGAGUGGUAGGAGUUCAGGUCCAUCUUCGCCAGAUAAUGGUAGUUGUCAAUUGAAUCAAAAUUACCCUCCUGCGAGUAGCGCAAGUGUUUCGAAAAUUCCUGAUAAAAAAUACGAUAAUACUGACGAAACAAGAAAAAAACAGGGUGAAAAAAUAAGUGAUUUCAAAAGAACCAUUCUUAAUGGUGAGCAACUUCGUGAGCGUUUACUUAAACUUGCAGUAAAAGCUGUUCAAAGUAGUUCAACUGAAAAGAUUGAAUGCUGUGAUAAGGAAGUUUGUGAAGAAUGUACAAUUUGUAGCGAUUCUAUUUGUACGGACAGCCAAUGUGAAUAUAAUAAGAUGAUGCACAAUGAAGGAAUUGAUGCAGGUUGUAAUUCCGAUACUUGUACAGCAAGUUGCUAUCAAUAUUCUGAUUCUAAUGUUGGUAAAAUAAAUCAAAGACAUAAUUCAUUUAGUGCCAUUCAGGGAAAUACAUAUAGUUCCAUAGUUAAAAGUUCUAAUGAAGGAACUGUUAAAAAGUCUCAAACAGUCAGCGAUAACUUACAUCCUUAUAUUCGAAAAGAAAUAGCAACGAAGGUUGAAAAGCCUGCGCAACCUGCUACUGCUGAAAAGUCAAAUUCAAUGAAUAAAGUUAAACUUAGAGAUAGGAUAGAAUAUACGGAAAAACUAAUAGCUGCAGAAAUUCUAAGCCUGACAGUAGAUCGCUCUUGUAAAAGUCAUAAAACCAGCGGUGGUCCCGCCAUAGCUGCUCAAAAAUACCAUGGAAAAGCAAAAUCAGAAAUAGACUUAAGCCAUUUCAGUGGUGAGAAUGAUUACGAACACUUGCCGCCACCACAACAGUUUAGAGAUGCUCCACCACCACCUGACGAAUUUAAGGAUCCACCGUCAAAGUCCCCGUUGCAGAGCCGACAAAGUAGUAAAUCUUCGACUCCCUCAAAAAGUAGAAAAACUGGACAACCUACAACACUGCAACUAGAUAAUCCUUUAUAUCACGUUUGCGAAGGAAUUUUAGAAAGGCGAAAGUUAAGACCCCACCAAUCCAUGAAUGCCACUGCCACACCUUCGGCUAGUACACUAAAUAAAAGUCAAAGUACUGGUGAAUUAGCUAGCAGAAAUGAAAAUGGUAAAGAACAACGACAAAGCAAUUUUAUUAGCAUAUUUGGCUUAGCAGAAUCGGAACGACUGUUUGUAAAAUGUAGAGAAGAAUUUCGACAAAGUGUCAAGUAUCCAGGAGCAAUAUAUUCUGACUUUCCUCCAGUUGAAAACUCUUUGCCCUAUUUCCAUAUAAGCGAUGAAUAUAGAAUGUUUAAUCCGGAAGGUCUUCAUCUCAUUAUAUGCGUUCAUGGAUUGGAUGGUAACGCCGCUGAUUUACGCUUGGUCAAAACAUACUUGGAAUUAGGCUUACCAGGAGCCAGAUUAGAUUUCCUCAUGUCUGAAAGAAAUCAAGGAGAUACUUUCUCGGAUUUUGACACUAUGACGGACAGGUUGGUCCAAGAAAUUAUGACUCAUAUACAAAAUUCAAGUGACCCAGCUAGGAUAAGUUUCGUGGGACAUUCCCUGGGCACUAUCAUUAUAAGAUCGGCGUUAGCGAGGCCACAAAUGAAACCAUUCUUGGGGAAAUUACACACUUUCCUCUCGCUUAGUGGACCACAUUUAGGGACACUGUAUAAUUCCAGCGGGCUUGUUAAUGCAGGCAUGUGGUUCAUGCAAAAGUGGAAGAAAUCUGGCUCUUUGCUUCAGCUUUCUCUCCGUGAUGCUUCUGAUCCUAGACGAUCUUUCCUGUACCGUCUGAGCGAACGUAGUCAACUGCAUCAGUUCAAACACAUUUUGUUGUGUGGUUCAGGACAGGACAGAUACGUACCAUUGCACUCAGCGAGGCUAGAACUUUGUAAAGCAGCUGCUAAAGACACGUCGUUAUUAGGACAGGCUUACAGGGAAAUGGUACAUAACAUGGUGUCUCCGCUAGCGGCUCGAGCUUCGUCUGUGUCCGUAGUGCGCUAUGACGUGCAACACGCUCUCCCGCACACGGCCAGCGCACUAGUUGGUCGCGCGGCGCACAUCGCCGCAUUAGAUUCUGACCUCUUCAUUGAAAAAUUCCUUCUUGUCUCUGCUCUUAAGUAUUUCCGAUGAAGAUCAUAAAUUGAAAUCAACAUUGACACUAUCUUGUCACAAUAUGAUAUCGAACAUAUGCUUAUAAAAUCCGAAUUCAUUCGUAAAAUAGUAUUUGUGGCAUCUUGAAAUACGUUGUUGGUUGUACAAUUAGCUGUUUAAUUUUCAAUACUACAAGAAUACGUUAAAAUUACGAUGAAAAACGACGUUCAAACUUUUUUUUUUCAAACUCUUUCAAUUUACAAUAAUUGGCACACACAUUUUUCGUUUAGUUGAAAAUUUGAAGAAAAUUUUUUAGUUCCCCCACUGUAGUAAAACAACCGGCGCAACAUAUCCUUGUCUUUUCAUAAAAGUUCCUCUGCUUCGAUACUUCCAAUGAUUCACAGUACGAAUUUCGCUGAAAUUAACUAAGUGUUUUAAUUUUACUUGUAAAAAAUAUAAUGAAUAGAUACAAAUGUGGAGUCAUCAUUAAAUUUAUAAAAUUUAAGUAAAUAUUAAUUACUUGCCUCCGAAUCAAAAUCAAUCACAUAAAUCAUACUGUUCAGGCAUUCGCAUUUCACCAGCAUUUAUUUAAAAGAAAUUAAGGAACAUUACACACUUUAUAAAUUUCAAAAAACAGCACGUUUUCAACAUUUCGUACUUACAUAAUAUAAUCAGCCUAUAAUCACGAUAUUAUAACUUGCACGUUAACUUAUACUAUCUACUAUAUAUCUAUGAUAAAUCGAAUUGAUCUCCUGUUUUAAAACGCUUAUGUACUGGUAUGAUUACUUGUAAUUGGUAAAAGUGUGAUAUAAAAGUUCGUGCUGUUGCAGCGAUUUAUAAACUAUACAGAAAAAAUAAUUGCAAUUUUAAUUAUUAUACUAGGUUAAGACGGAUCUUUACACCAAAUAAUUAAGACUUUCGAUUUAGCAAAUGUAGAUAAAGUAGAUGUUAUUUGUAUUAGAAAUUUACUGAUUGUUGUAUAUGAACACUGAACAGUGCCAUCGUAAAAUGUUAUGUGUGCUUCUGGAAUGCUAAGCCCGCAAACUUAACUUGUUUCGGUUUUUCUGUUUCACGUUUUAUUCUUAAUUAUGCUUAUGAAAUAAUGGAAAUGAAUAUAAUUAAUUUUAAAAUAGUAUGAAAACCUCAUAAUCGUAAUUUCCAUACAGAUUCAAAAUACAAGCGUCUUUUUUGUUUUAGAUAGAAUUACUAUCAUAAUUAUUGUUCCUACAUCAAUUUAUGAAAACAAUUAUUACAAAACAUCUUAUCCAAAACCAUUGAUUUUUUUUUUUCAUUAGCUAAAAUUAUUUAUUAUAUUUGAAUUAUAUUCACAUAAUAAUAACUUAGAUGCUUAUAUGUUAUAGCUUUGCACAAACAGACACUGGGUUGUGUCAGUGAGAAUUAAGUUUUAAACUCGAAUGGAUUUUUUGGAAUUUUACGCACUUUUAUAAGUCAUUUUUUUAUCUAUUAAGCUAAUUUAACUUGAAAUAUGAAUUAAGAGAAUGAUCUGGCAGGGCCUUAUUACAAUAUAAGGACAGGCCGUAGCCUUAACUCAAAAGAAAAUUAGAAUAAAGGUGUAAAUUAUCGAAUGUUAGACUGAUCUUUAAAAAUAUAUGGUAUUGAUAAGUUUAAUAGAUUAUCUUUUGUUAUUUUUAGGUAUCAUGAUUUGAUAUAACUUGUUAACAUCUCGCUCUGUCCAAUUUUUUCUAUUUAUUAUCUGUAGGUAACAUUUUAUACAGGGGCUUAGAAAUUCUAGUCUUGAAUAUGAUUUUAAAUUUGUUGUAGGUUAGUACGACAACAACAUGGUCAGAAUACCUGAAUUACGUCUUAUAUAAAUAAGUUUCUAAUAUUAUAUUGAUUUAUUACAUAGUAUAAAUAAUAUUUAUAACGUUUAGUCUAUCAAUUUCAUAGAUGUUUUGAAUGUGUUGUUGUUGCACAUAAAUCAAUAGUUUAUCAUAGAGUAAUACCUCAAUAUUGCUCAGGAGCAUGCUUAAAAUAAUUUAAUCAUCUAAUAUGUAGAUUUAUCAGAAUGAGAGUAAAUUUUGUAAAUAAAAAACUUAAUUUUAUUUGUAAAAUACAUUCGUAUGUUGAAUGGCAAUGUGUCGAUGUUAUACAAUUACAUUAAAAUAAAUAAAUGAUGCUAAAACCUCA